Molecule: messenger RNA, 1043 nt
Organism: Wyeomyia smithii (pitcher-plant mosquito)
Lineage: Eukaryota; Metazoa; Arthropoda; Insecta; Diptera; Culicidae
Gene: PCNA
Product: proliferating cell nuclear antigen
Exons: 3
Coding region: 186-968 (260 amino acids)
Biological process (GO): regulation of DNA replication; mismatch repair; translesion synthesis
Cellular component (GO): PCNA complex
Molecular function (GO): DNA polymerase processivity factor activity; DNA binding
Source: RefSeq, a predicted model, not a curated record
ACGGCUUUUUUAUUUCCCGCCGGUGCGCGCCUUUUUCAUAAGCUUUUGCGAAAAUUCCCACCAGAAAUACUAUAACCAUUCAUUUAUCUACAAACUUCAUUCAGGUUCUGACGUGUUUUCGCUCCGAUUAUAUUAAUCACAAAAAGUUUAAGUUUUAUCAACAAAUAUUUUUUGAAAGGGUCAUCAUGUUCGAAGCUCGAUUAGUUGCCAGCACCACCCUCAAAAAGGUUCUGGAUGCCAUCAAGGAUCUUUUGAAUGAAGCAACAUUUGAUUGCAGUGACUCCGGGAUCCAGCUACAAGCUAUGGACAACUCACACGUUUCCUUGGUUUCCCUUUCACUCCGCUCAGAUGGCUUCGAUAAAUAUCGCUGCGACCGGAACCUUUCAAUGGGAAUGAACCUUGCAAAUAUGUCAAAAAUCAUGAAAUGUGCGAAUAACGACGAUACUGUUACCAUGAAAGCACAGGAUAAUGCAGAUACAGUGACUUUUAUGUUCGAAUCUCAAAAUCAAGAAAAAGUUUCCGACUACGAGAUGAAAUUAAUGAACCUUGAUCAAGAACACUUAGGCAUCCCAGAAACUGAUUACGCGUGCAUUGUUCGGAUGCCAGCUAUCGAAUUUGCCCGUAUCUGUCGAGAUUUGUCACAGUUUGGAGAGUCGGUUGUUAUCUCCUGCACUAAAGAAGGAGUCAAAUUCUCGGCAUCUGGUGAUGCCGGAUCGGCAAAUAUUAAACUUGCACAGACGUCAUCCGUCGAUAAGGAAGACGAGGCAGUCAUCAUUGAAAUGCAAGAACCAGUAACACUCACAUUUGCCUGUCGAUACCUGAACUCCUUCACCAAAGCCACGCCGCUAUCAAACCAGGUGCAGCUUUCCAUGUCGGCAGAUGUGCCACUGGUUGUUGAAUAUAAAAUUACGGAUCUUGGUCAUAUUCGAUACUACCUUGCUCCCAAAAUCGAGGAUGAUGAAAACUAGAUAUAAUUUGUAUUAAGUUCAAACGUAUUGCAUACACUGGAAAAUAAAACUGUUUAUGUCCGUGUGUUUAUCGAA